GAAUAAGACACUUAAGUGAUCCGGUGGACAGACGCGUCACUUCGCGUGGAGAACUUUUAUCUCGCUUUUUUAAUUAAAAAAAAAAUAAUAAUAAAUUUAAUUUUUUUUAAAACAAGGCGACACGAGCAUUUUUUUUUGUGUGUGGAGAAACUCGGGACUUUGAGAGAAAGCCUUUAUUUGUGGCUCCACACGCAUCUCGCCUCGUUCCCCGACGAGCCAGCGCAUCGCGCCGGGUGAAAUUACACCUCCAGGACUUGUUUGUCAACUUGAAAGAAAGUCGCCAUGGCAGAGACGUCCGCGGCUCCGGCGAAAGCCAAGAAGACAUCCAAGCCCAAGAAGCCCGCCUCACAUCCCAAGUACUCGGAGAUGAUUAAAGCGGCUAUUGUUCACGACGCGAGCCGGAGCGGCGCGUCCCGCCAGUCCAUCCAGAAGUACGUGAGGAAGAACUACAAGGUGGGCGACAACGCCGACGUGCAGAUUAAGAUGGCCCUGAAGAGGCUGGUGGCAUCCGGGAUGCUGCGCCACACCAAAGGCAUCGGCGCGUCCGGGUCCUUCAGACUGACCAAACCCGAGGACUCCAAGAAGUCCCCCAAAGCGCCCGCGGCCAAGCCCAAGAAGGCGGUCAAGCCCAAAGCCAAAAAGGCGGCCAAGCCCAAGAAGGUGCCCAAGACGCCCGAGAGACCCAAGAAGGCGGCGGCGAAGAAAGUGAAGAGGGUGGCCAAGAAGACGACGCCGGCAAAAGCCAAGAAGGCACCUCCGGCGAAGAAAGUGGCCAAGGCAGUCAAACCCAAGGCGAAAGCAGCGAAGAAAGCAGCCAAGCCCAAAGCCAAGGCGCCCAAAAAGGCAGCCAAAUCCUCCAAGAAGAAGUGAAGGGACAAUAUCUGAAAGACUGUAAAUACUCGAGGAAAUGUUUUCGUAUAUGUAUUAUUUUUGUAAGGUCUCAUACAAACUGAUGCUGUUUUUACUGGUAGUUUUCUCCCCCGUCGCACUAUAGCCUGGAGAAGCUGUAGGAAGUACCGUGAGCAUUUAAUACUGUUAAUUCCUACUGACUGAAUAUAGACUAGAGUGAGAUCUUGCUGAAGAGGGAACGUGUACAUAGACAGUUUGAACUCAUGAGUAGCUUUUUUUGUUAGUGCACGAGUCAUACUGAUAAUACAAGUGUUUCAAUGGUGAGCAUUGUGGAGCCUUGACAAUGUACGGAGCGCAGUCAGCAAGAUUCCCCUAAAGGCUCUAUAGAUGUCAUUCAGCCUCCAUUCUGUAUAUUCUCACAUGUUCAGACCACUCUGUGUUCAGUCACUUUUGAAGACUGUUUACUCUGUAAAUCAAUAAAUCUUUUGUCAUCU
This is a messenger RNA of Salarias fasciatus (jewelled blenny), 1343 nucleotides long. It is a transcript of the gene h1-0, whose product is annotated as H1.0 linker histone. The record is from RefSeq and is a predicted model, not a curated record. Gene Ontology annotation, cellular component: nucleosome; nucleus. Gene Ontology annotation, biological process: chromosome condensation; nucleosome assembly; negative regulation of DNA recombination. The transcript has a single exon. Gene Ontology annotation, molecular function: double-stranded DNA binding; structural constituent of chromatin; nucleosomal DNA binding. NCBI's taxonomy places the organism in Eukaryota, Metazoa, Chordata, Actinopteri, Blenniiformes, Blenniidae. Bases 283 to 870 code for a protein of 195 amino acids.